Molecule: messenger RNA, 9129 nt
Organism: Biomphalaria glabrata
Lineage: Eukaryota; Metazoa; Mollusca; Gastropoda; Planorbidae
Product: serine-rich adhesin for platelets-like
Exons: 3
Coding region: 1356-7391 (2011 amino acids)
Source: RefSeq, a predicted model, not a curated record
CCUCUGACUUCUGUAUAGGGGUGCACAUGUGAGUGAGAGAGAAAGGUUUUCCUACCUUUUUUUUUUGAACCUAGUGAGUGAGGAGAGAGUGAGCGGCUUUAAACACAGGGGGAAACUACUCAUGCUCCAUGGUGCUUUCGUUAGAACAGGGCCAAAUUCUGAAACGGGAUGGACGUAAAUGAUAGACAGGUCAGCACUAAGAAAAGAAUUGGAAGUGCUCUAAGGUAGGAGUUAAGUGAAGAAUUUGGCCCUGCAGUCUCAGGUUGAGUUUGAAUUCAACGUUUCUAAACUCCUGAUUCAAGAACCACCACUCCUCACUCAAGAUCCAUAACUCUCCACAUCUUGAUUGUGUGACGCCAUUGUAACCUAUACAUCUUGUAACUCCAUUUCUUGUUUUUCCAUCACACAUAUUUCUUCCUUUGCGCUGUUCACGCAACUGUUGGACUCGAUUCUCUGCACAGUAUUCUAUCGCUUGCAUAGAACUUCCUUGUAGAAUUCGUUUUAUAGAUUUGAGCAUUCAAACCAGAGCAAGAUUGGCGACAUUUCUUUCAAUACUUCUUAUCAGAAGAGCGCAUAUUUUACUGGAUUCUAAGAAUAGAACCCAUACAUGAAUCACUGCAGAACUGCCCCCACCUCGUAACUUAAUCUUAUACAUCAACGCUAUUACCUUAUUAAUCAAGUGAUAUUCUACCUUGAAGUCAAGCUUCAAACACGCACAAGAACCUUUUUUUUCUACAGACAGCUUUGAAGUAAUGAAGCAAAUGUAACGCAGACAUAAAAAAAAGAAAGUUCUGGAAUUGUUCAAGUCUAUCGCUUACAUUGUUCAAAUAUUUUGUUCAUCAUUAACUUUGUUAUUUAGUUUCGUAUUCUAAUAUUAUACAAUAUUUUAUUUGAUUUUGUUUUUUUCGAAACCAAGGAUUAUCUGAGGAAGUUGAAACCCAAGUACUAAACGUUUCGAGCCACACAAAUUAGAGAGUAGCUGUGAGCCUCUAUACGAGAGGAAAAAGAGUGUUUUUUUUCUUCUUUUCCAGUAGUUUAUAGAGAGAUUAGAUAUGAAGGCCUGCCACGAAUGGGAUCCAAGACGUUGUGCUAUCGUGUGCAAAGGUGUGGAUUUUAACAUUCAUCUUUGUAUACAGUACUUACUUUCGAGUCUGUGCUUUGCACUAUCUUAGCAGCUAUCUGGGUGUAUCUUUUCAGAUACCCUGUUGAUUGAAGAUAGUGAAUCAGUAGACAAUGAAGACUAUUUGAAAUACUGAAAACAAAACAUAAAAAAAACAAAAAAACAUCCUCAGGAAGCUAAACUUACGUUUGUUUUGUUGAAACGCUUUCGAUCACAAUUCACUCGUAACUCAAAUAUGGGUAACAGAAUUGGGAGCCACAAACAGAAGGACGCGAAGACCAAAGAUGAUAAGAAGAAGGAGAAGGAAGCAAAGAAAGAGAAAGAGAGGCAGCUGAAAAAGGAAAAGAAAGGGAGGAGAAAGAAACAGCAGGUCUCGGGAUUGGACACGGACUUGGACGACUCGAGUCACGUGACCGGAGGGGAUUCCGAGUCCUGCGUGUUUCAUUCCGCGGAAAACAUUUCAGCCAGCCCCUACCUCGACGCCUCGACGCGCUCGGAGCUCGAGCAGGCGUCGUCUUGGUCCGGGAUGAACGAGAGCUUCACAUCUGCGUCCCAGCAUCCUCACGUUUUGUCGGCCAAAGACUUCAAAGACGGGUUUUCUCUGGAGGCGUGCAUUCCUCCGGAAAUAGCCCGCCGGGAACCGCUGUGCGACGACGGCACAUCGUCGACCGCAUCGCGGUUUGAAGGGCGGAGCGGGAGCAGCGUCAGGUCGAGGAAGAGCAGCAACAGUGUGAAGAGCAGCUCAGCCCAGCCCCACUCGCACCACGACACUCCCACGUCUUUCAGAUCCCACCACGCCACAGACGAUGUGGGGUCAGUCGGAACGUCCUCACAGAUAAGCGGCGAAUACCAUACGCCGCUGCUGUCCACGCCGGUGUUCGGGAGAGUGGAUGGACCCACCUCUACCACAUCGUUGACAUCUUCAUUUAAAAAAGUAUCGGAAACAAAUCCGAACGACUGCAUGGAUAUAAGCCCAACACCAUCAACAUUUCAUCAUCCUCAUUUUUACAAUCACCAGAAACUGAAAUUUCAAAAGCCUCCCCAGAAAGAUGUUGGAGGUCCGCCCAGCUUGCAAAAACCCACCUCCCCAUACCCCCAGAGACGGGCAUUAUCUCCUAAAAUGACCUCGUCUCCAAUCAAGUUAAUUUCCUCUGAUGAUUCAUCCUCCAGCCACACUACACCCACCCCUCAGAGACGAGCUAAUCUCCUAGACCUGUUUAGAACGGGAAAACCCAAAGAAAGUAAAUCAUCUGCAAAACAAGGGGAGGGAACUCUGGAUUUCAAGGGAGAUGAUAGCAGCUCUGGUAAUAACGUAAAUGAGACUAAAGCAAAGAAUAAACCGCUCUGGAAAACUUGGGAAAGGUCUAAGAAAAAGAAAGAUAAAUCGAGCAAAACUUCCAUUUUCGGAACAACAAGAAAGUCAGAGCGCAAAAAAUCGGAUAGAAAUUCUUUGCCGGAAAAUGAAAACGGAACAACAAAGAUAAACAAAGAUGACACAAAGGAAUCAUCUGAAACUAAACACUUACAGAAAACAAACACAUGGAACUUUAUUUUAAAGAAAAAAGACACACACAGAACUGAUAGUAGUAAAAGUUCGGAUUCAAAUUACGAUUUGCAAGAUAAACGUAGUGAAGAUUACAGUAUCAGAAGUAGCAGUUCUCCAAUAGCAAGAUCUGCUGCUUUUUGCAUUAUGAAACUUGAAGAACUGGAGAGAUCUAUUGAGGAAACAAUACGAGAAAAAUUUCCCGACGCUGAGCCUUUUUUACUAAAAAAGCGCUCAAAGGAAGAUGAAAUGCGAGGGUCAAGGUCUCUACCCUCGACGCCAUCGUUAAAGAAGAAGCUUUACGUGGCACGCGACGUCAACGAUUCUAAACGGAACAGCCAGAAAGAGAAAGAGAACAAUCACAACGACGCCAGCGAUAAAACUAGAUACUGCGAUGAAACGUUUGAGACGUGCCCUAGCCCGGCAAUGUCCCCGGUCAUCCUCAGGAGGUUCGGAGCCCGAACCAGGCACGCCAGCAUAUCUCCGAAGAUCCCUCGAGCUAAGACCGCGGUACUCUAUAACUCUCCCAGUGACAUCUCAACCAUGGAAAAGUCGGUCUCCACCAAGACCGUCACCAAAGUCCCAGUGUAUAACGCCAUGUCGAGCUUCCCGCAUCUGGCCGCCGCUCAGUCGGUGCAGUUUAUGAAGCCGCUUACAGCAGCAGUGAAGUCAGAAUCAAAGUACGAUAAUGUGGUAGAUGAAACGGACGCUCUUGUCCCGUUAUUUCCAGCCACGGCAAAGUCGUCACAAGGGGAACAAUCCGACAGUGACGAAGACAUUGAAUACAACAAUUUAUCAGUAAAUAGCGACAAGCCAGUGAUCGUACCAACAUUUUCCGCCGUCUUCGGAUCUGUGUCUCCUAAACUUAAAAGGCAUCUGGAAUCGAAAUUCAAUGAAAUAAAUACCCCUAAAAGUAAUCAAACAGGACCUGCACCACUAGUAGAAAGACGAAACGACAAAAUAAUAGAAAUUGAAAAAAUCAAACAAAAUAAUAGUGUAAGUUCUUUGAAGGGCAAUAACUCAAGAAAUAUUGUUAUUAAGGGGGAGAAUCAUUUUACAAGUGAAGAAAAAGCGUUUGAAACAGCCCAUCAAAAGACUACAAAAUCUUCAGAGACUUUAACUAGUGUGAGUGUCAUUCCAGAGGUGACAUCCGUUUCUGUUACCAUCGCAUCCCCUACCAACAGGUCUGUCUCCGUCAGGCAACGGGUGACCACCAUAAACACGUCUUCGUCCAAUGACGCCAACCAACUUCCAGGCAGCAAUAACGCGGGGACAAGCGAUGGCACCCACCUGCACAAGGCGACGGCCGCGCAGAACCAGGAGCUCCCGCCUGAUCCAGGUGAAGCUGAGCAGCACAAGACGCGAGAGCGAGCUCAUGGCCGCCCCUGUGUACCGCAGCAAGCUAGCCGUGUCGACACGACUGCAGGCGAUACCGAGAAAUUCGCCGUCCGAAGCUCUCCCGGCGCUCAACGUAAGCAUUCCAGCGAUCACGUGGUGUUCGGUUCCGCCGUUGCCCUCCCCUGCCGCUUGUACUCGAACACACCUCUUUCCCCCACCUCGGAAUGCCUGGAGGACACGGGUAACGUGAAUAUAUCAAACUCGGAGGUCUCGCGUGAAAAUAUCGCAGGUCAAAGUCAAAAUGUCAGGCAUGUAACGAAACAGAACAGUUCAUUGUGUAAGAAAGAUAACUCUGAACAGGCGAGAUUGUAUUGCUCUACGCCUAAAGAACAGACAACUACAAUCAGUAGUUUUUCAGCAAGAACAAUCAAACCUAUUGUUAUUUCUGUGCCGAUUUCUAAUGUCGAUGUUGUGGAGGAUAUUUCUACACCACAGGAUAUAAGAGAUGUGAGUAAUCAGUCUAACGAAAGAAAUAAUCAGCAAAUAUUGUUUGUUACUGAGAAAAGAGCUACUUACGCUACAUCUACGCACGCUAAGAAAGAUGUCUCUUUAAAUGAACCAAACGCUCUGCCAACUAAGAUUAACAGGAAACCAGACAUUUUAAACAUCGUUGAGAAUAUAACAGAGGAACAGAAUGAAUAUCGACCUAAUUUAAGGAAAGACGAACAGAAGUUUGCAGUUUUGAGGAACCCUGUCUCAAAGGUGAUUUCAGAGAUGAUCAACAGCAGUAAACAAGAGGAGCAGAAAGAGAAGCAAAGGCUGGAGCAAGAACAGACGCGGCAGUUGCACCAAUCCAGCCCUGGUUACGGUGUGAAGCAUGUCCAGGAAGCCAUCGCUGUGGUCACAUCUCCAACGUACGCACCGCCCAGCCUCACGCUCGAAGAGAAAACUGUCAGAAGCGAUAGUUCCGUCUCUCUUCCCUCGUCACCGAUAAAUAAUAGAAUCGAGAGAGAUUUCAGCAUGAGCGAUCAAGAAGUAAAAGAAUCGAAGAGUCAAGAGAUUCAGACAGACUCAAUAACCACUGCCGAUAAAGGCGUGGAUAGCAACAGUCUACCAGGGAGUGUGGAGACGUACAGAGCAGUGAAACAUAGCCGAAGUAUUCCGAUGGUUAGAGAUAUCCCAUCAAGCAGAGUAAACCCAAAGUCGGACUUCUCGUCAGAAAAUAAUGAUCUCAGUUCUUCAGAUGAAAAUGAUUUUCUGCAGAAUGUCUUGGCUUCUAAGAAGUAUGGCUCACAGCGCAAAGUGGAGCCAGCAGUUAAUGAAACUGAGCAAGCUCCGCCUCCUCCGAGCCCGACGGCUAUGCAACAGCUGAUUGAGGAAUUUGAAGAAGAGGAAGAAGAUGUUGACGCCCAGGAAAGGAAAGAAAUUGAGCUUGCGAUGAGAAGAGAGUCGGAAAUCAAAGAAUUUACCGACAAAAUCUACAAUCGACUCUCCAGCUUGCUAGGGAGCCAAGAAGAGAUGGAUGAUAAUGUCUUUGAAGAAGAUGACGACAGCGUAAAACCGAGAGGAGUGGAUGAGCUGUUUUCUAGGCUGGAGAAGAAACGUGAGAGUCCGUACAGUUCUUCGUCUAGCGAAGAGGACAUGGCUCUGUAUAAAAGCAGUUCUUCUAAAAUACCAUCUUCUGAGGUAGGACAAAACAAAAUGUUCGCCGCCCUUGAGUCAUCGUCGUCUCUCACUACGACCACAUCAUCCGACUCGGACCCGUACGAAGAGCCAGCUGUAUUUCAGCCUUCAAAGUCGGAUGAAAACAGCAAACUCGACGCCGCCUCUGAAUCAGAAGAAGACGCCAGAGGAGAGAACGAGCCCAAUGUGUUCGUGUUUCCGGAAAUUGAGACUGCUCAAGUAAACGAAUGUAACGAAGAUUCACGUCUGCGGCGCAACUCUCGCGAGUAUCACAGUGACGACGAUGUGGCUACUGGAAGGGGAAUUCCUGAUUACUAUGACGACCGGCCUUUGUGGACCCGGAGACAAAAAACUCCUGGUCAACUUUCAGCCGCUAUGAUGGCCAUCAGACGUCGCGAGAGACGAGAGCGGUGGCUGAAGAAAAGAAGACGAAACAAAACUGACCUGCUCAGCACCGGAAGUAGCGACACGGGCUCCGAAUACGCGCGUGAGGAUGAGCGUGAAAUCAAAGAUGGCGAUUACUUCCGAUACGAUGAUGACGACGAGUUUGCCGAGAACGAGAAGAUGAUACAGCGUCAGGAAAUGGGGUCAGGCAUAUUGACUUCCCCAAAAUACACCAAGCCUAUUCUUCCCUUUGGCAGCAACGCGUCGAGCCCAAGAACCGAGCAGGAGAGAACGGCUUCAAAGAUCGCCGCAGAGCGAUCCUACUACCGCGUAGAAAAAAACAAGUCCUUAUCGGAUGAGGACAUCCAUGUCAGGGACACCUUCGUGAAAAGUAAGGUAAAGAGAGGUGAUAAUUUAAGCGAUGAAGACGAUAAAAAUAGAAGUCUUGAUAAGCUAAACAUUGCGACUAAUCCUGAACGGUUUAGCUCGGACUCCAACUUGGCUAUUCCCGGAAUUGAAGAGACUUUCAAUGAGCUUAUGUCAGUGAAGCAUAUCCUAGAAGGAAUACAAAACAGAACUCCAGCAAACGAGAUCGCCUCUAGUGUUAAAUGUUUGCCUCUCACCACAGAAAACGUUAAAUCCAUUCGUGACUAUUAUAGAGACUGCUAUUCUUCCGGAAACGGGCGAAGGUCACGUAUGUCCGCCACGGAUCGCACAGAGUCCGACCUUGACAUUUAUUCUGAGAACCGAGACGAUGAAAGCACGGACAGCAAUUUCAAUGCUGACGAUGAGGAAGACGAGGACAACCAGGAACCCUACGCCACUGCUGACGAUGACCCUGCGGCCACGGGAGGCAGUGGAAGCACCGGACAGAGCGGAAGCCACAGAGAUAGCCGCUACAGACCCGGUGAGGAUGACGACUCGGAGACGAACGUGGUAGUCAGCUGCACCUUUUACAACUCAAACGCCUUUCCUACUCCCACCGCAGAAGCUCUUGACGCCUUUCAGGCCUCCCCGACUCCGGUGGCCCGAAACAGCGUCAAGUCGACUCCUAAGACACUCACCCCGACCGCGCAAGACUCAAUGCUCAACAGUGACGAAGAGUUCUGGGCCGGUAGCGCGGCAGUUGAAGAAAGUUACAAGCAGGUGGUCACUGCAGCAGACGCGGUCAGCUCUACAUUCCAAAACGCGCGUGAACAAAUGCACGAAAUCCAGCACCACCUCCAGGCGCUCAGAAGGCAAAUGGAGGUUUUGCAGGAUGACCUUUCAACCACAUCAUUGACUCUAAACCCGGAUAGGACUUUAGACGCUUCAAAAAAGUAAAACGUAGACUCAUUGAUUUCUAGUGUUUACAUGUUUCUUACUAAAUGCUGGAGUUACUGUUCUUUCAAAUUCUCAGUUUUGAAAUGAAGACUGUGUAUAUGCGAAAAGUUCUUUAAACUAUUUGGUGAAAUAUUUAAUAGCUUCAAAAACAAAAGAAAUGUACUAUUUGGUGAAAUAUUUAAUAGCUCCAAAAGCAAAACAAAAAUGUGGGAAAUUACAUACACUACAAGUAGGUCUACACAAAUACAAGUAAAUAGCAAUAGCUAUUUCUCUUUGCUAUUUUUACAUAAGUAUUCUCAGCUUUAGUGUAAUACUUCCACUAGUGCCAAUUUAUACUUAACUGCUACAUAACUAACACAAAACUAGGAGCUAAAAGUCAACUCACUAACAAUAUUUAUUACUUGUAACUGUCUCCCGUAACAUAUCAAGCAAAAUAGCUUGAUUGCAGAAAAGAGAAUCUAUGUCAGUUGCCAAUGCCUUUAGCUCAUGAACUCAGAUCGCUGUCUAGUUACAAAUUCAGAACUUGUACAAAUAUGUUUCAUUGAGUCCUCCACUUGUAACGUCUCUACUUGGACAUAACAUUUAACAAAUGUAGCAAAGAGGACAGCAGUAAUCUAUGCUUCGAGUUCUCAUUCAUAAUGAAGGCAUUUCAUAGUUGACGCCACAAAUCACUUAACUGUACCCAAAGUACCCGAAGGUUGAUAUUAAGCGGUAACACUUAAGCUUAGUACCACUUGAGAAUGAUAUCAUUUAUUUCAUAAUUCUUUUGUAUAUAUUAAGUUUGCUAUCAAGCGUCUCUAGUGUUCAAGAAAUCAGCAAGUGGAGUUAAACCCCUCACAAAAUGAUGUAAUGAAAUAAGAUCUCUGUUUGUACUUAAAUACAUAGACUACGUGUAUACGUAGACCCAUUUAUGACCUACAUGGGUUAUCCCAUUUCACGCUACAGAACCCUUCGUCGGUUGUAAAGCCUUCACCUCUCUUCGCCAGUCGAAUGUUCUAGCCACAGUAAUAUUAACUUGUCAAAGACAGAAUAUAAUGUAAACAAAAAGUCAUUAAAAUUAAGCUGAUAAUUAUUUGAAUUUAAAUCAUAGAUAGAGCACUUUAAACGAUUUGAUAAUCCCUGAUUGAAAUAGCAGGUGUUAAAAUGUGAUAAGGAAUAAAAAAAAAAGUAAAAAUAAAUCAGUUUUUAUUACCUGUGAGUGAAGCUAUUUUUUUUAUUUAUGUAUUUGACCUCAGUAAAUAGUCUUAAUGUUAAUGACUGUUUGUUGAUAAUUAUUCCAUUGAAGUCCACAAUUCUUGAACAUUUUUGCUUCAAUAAAAAACUACAAUCACAUUUCAUUUCCUAUUGUUUGUUUGAUAAACUAAAAAGUUUCAUGUAGUCAUAUUGCUUUAAAGUUAUACAGCUUAUACUGUGCCUUAUGAGCCACGACAAACUAUUGUGUUAGCUAAUCCUGUUUUUUAAAUUGAUCUAUUGAAAAUGACUCUGUGAACCGCUCAUAAAAUUGAGCAUAUAUACUUUUCUUUAGUGAAUAAUCUGCACUUUUAGAAGUUGAAUCUGUUCAUCACAUUAUCUUUGCAAUGUAUAUAAUUAGUGUUUUAUUUUUUUAAUUCAACUGUAUUUGAUUGUAUGCAAACAAAAAAUUAUGUUUUAGGUGGAUGCCUCACAUGACGUGACACGUGGAUGCGUCCGCGUGAGACAAACAUACAAAAGAGAAAUACAAUGUAUCUAUUACUUAUUA